GGUAGAGAACGCGUUCGUGGCGGACGAAUAAUUACUGUUUCAUUCGGAUUAGGCCGUUUCACAUCCUCCGUCAAGAUUCCGGCGCUCAAGGCAAUCGGUGCGAUGGGUAAGGAAAUCGAUCCGGCCGAUAUAGGCAAACACGCCGAUUUGAUCAAGAAGGCACAAGCGGACAUCGUCUACUCGGAUGUGCUCGUGUGUGGCCGGUGCCACACCGUCUUCCAUCUAGUGGAGUUGUUUCAAGAGCACAAAGAGAACGAACCGGAAUGCCGGCGCGCAACGAACGCGCUCCACCAGUGCGAUGAGGCGCAGGCCAAGGUUUGGGCCUUUCUGCUGUGGAAAUCGGCCCAACGUAACGCCAUCAGCAACGAGAGCGACAAAUCAGGCGGGAACAACUCGUGGAAGUUGUACCAAUCGUGGGUAAAGCUAGACGAAUCUGUGCGAGAUACGUGGAUCGUUGCCGGAAAAACCAUACAAUCUUUCACCAGGAUCGGUAGUGGCACUCUGCAGGAGAUGCCUGUGAAAAUCACCAAAACUAUUCUGGAAACGGACUCAGGCAGAGCGAAUGCAGCAAAUCGGACCACACUGCAGGGUCGCAAACCGGCUGAUACAAAACCGGUGGCGGGCGGGCUUGGAUCACCUGACGCAAAGCGUGCCACACCAGCUGGAGGCUUAGUCGGAGCAGCAGGCAGAAAACCAGAGCCAAACAAUGCUGCCUUGAAGCUGGGUGUCACCAAACGAGCGUUUGCCAAGCGCACCGCUCCGAAGACGGGCGAAACCGUGGAGGAGGAAGUGGAGAAGAUUUUGGCCAAGCGCUUCAGCCCGGUAAUCAAGAUGCACGAGUAUCUGGUGAAAUGGAGCAAAAUGGGCAACGAUCAAAACACUUGGGAACCGCUGACGCAUCUACAUUCCUGCCAGAGCAUUCUCGAGUAUUUCGAAGUGCAGCUGGCCAAACAGAAGGAGCAACGAGCGGCCACGGCAGCCCGCACCUUGCAGCAGCAGCAGCAAAAUAAGGCGAAACCGACGACGGCUGCGGGUGCGACGAAUGUCACAAGAAGUCCGCUGUCACCGCAGCGUCCGGGGCGCUUCUCGAAAACAAGUGCCCUCGAUCGGGUGAAAAUGUGGACAUCCGGAAACCGAUCACCCGGCGAUUCGGGUGACGGUGGUGGCGACGAUGCGGUUGGUAUCAAGCGCAAGCUGGAGGACACCGAUACCGACAACACCGGUGCCGACUCCGCACCGGACGGUUCGGCGAAGAAGAGCAAGACGGAACCGCACAUAGCCAUCAGCGAAGCUCUUAGCAAGGUUAGCCAGACUGGGAACGUGAAAAUUAUGCCGGUGUCGGCAGCGGGCAGCAAACUGUCGCCCUCCGGGGCCACGGUAAACGGUGCCGGCACAGGUGACGUUUCGCAGAAGACUGCGGACGCUGCCGAGGUGUUGAUUAUCAAGUCACCUCGUGAUAGUACCGUUUCGAGUGGUAUCACUCGGAAACCGGGCGCCCAGCCCUCCGGAACAUCGCCACGUGGGGAAGCGAAGGUUAAGAUCGUCAAUCGAUCGGAACCGGUAGCGCACGGAAUAUUCAAAGUUGGAACCGAUGCAGGGGCCGGUACGACGCAAACGUCACCACAUGUGGUCAGUACGAGCGUGACCUCUCCGGUAGUGGUAACACGUUCGGGACCAAUCUCCACCAACACGCCCAACUCCGUAACGAGCGGUGACGUGACGACACGCUUUGUUCGCCGCAAUGUCGACGGAACGCAGCAACUCGUAAAGCAAACCAUUCGCAAAGCGACAAAGUUUGUUUCGAGCACACCAACCGCCCAACGACCCGGGGCCGUUGGGACCCGUGUCGGUACCGCGGUUGCCACACCACAGAAAACUGUCACGCCGGCCACCUCGGUCGCUGGGGUGCAACAGCGUACAUCAACUUCACCACGGGUGGCCACCACCGGAACACCGGCCGCACGGGUGGGUGUGAAAGGUACCCCUGUCGGCGCAGGUAUUAUGCGGACGGCCGUAUCUACGACGCCGCUGUCGGCGGUUCCGAGCGGAUCCUCUGAGCAAAAGAUUAACGCCCUCCGCAAGCAGGGUUUGAAUGUGGUAAAACGGUCCGUAGUGACCGGUAGUCCGGCAACGAAAAAAGUAAUGGCCACCAAAGCGGAAGAGGAAGAUGAAGGACAAGGCGACGGAUUCCCGCCCAACUUGUCGCUACCAGCACCGCCGAGCCCACCGCGUGCCCUAACUCUUUGCCCGGUGACCGGCAAAGUGUUGGGACAGGCGGAAGGCGAACCUACACCGGUUCCGAGCCCUGAGGAAACCGAAUCUGGCACAACGGAUGAUAAAUCUGGCAACAGUCAUCAGAAAACAGAAUCGGGCGUUCUUGCCGAACAGCAACACCAGAUGACGGACCCGCAGACGGAGGUGCACCAGUUGCUGACCAACGAAGACGGUUCGCCGAUCAUCGUGGCCGGUGAGGAUGGAACUCUGUACCAGGUGGCGGGCAAGAAUGCAGAGGGCCAAACGAUUUUGAUUGCACAAGGUGCGGACGGUGAGCAGAGCUGUGUGCUGAUGGCGGCGCAGGAAGGAGAAGAUGAUAUCACGAAUGGAGCAACGGCGGGAGUGCUCACGCUCGACGCCGCAGUGUCCGAGGCGGUAGCUCAGGUUGGGGUAUCCCAAGAGGGUCAACAGUUGAGUGAGGAUCAGGUGGUACAGUUCCAGCACGUAAGUGGCGCCCCCAAUCAACAGCUUACGAUACAAACGGAGGACUCCCAAGAUGGUCAAAUAACGGCCGAAAUCGUCCAAGCGGGUCAACCCUCGCCCGGUGGUACGCGUCAAGUCGUGCUGAUGCUUCCGAAUGGGUCGUUCAUGAUGACGGAGGUAACCGAAGAGCAGUAUCAAUCCCUGAACUUAAACAACCCCACAGAAGAGUGAGUUCAGUGAGUUGCGCUUAAGCCAUCUUCAUUGCCUCGGUUUAUCUUUUCUGUCUUCAACCAUUUGUUUCUCUAGAUUUCUAGGCGUAAGAAUAUGUGUUUAUAGUGUGUUUUGACAUUGUUUUAUCAUUUCACAUUACAACGGCAUUAUACCGUGUCUAAUGUAAAAUAUGAUCAAAGAAGUAACAGUAACUUUGCUAUUCUACCAGACAGGUUUCCGGACGCAACCGCUGCCAGUAAUAUUAGUUUAGGGAGAGUAGGAUUAAGAGAAACGAUCUUUACUUCAGACUGCCCUUUGUAGGGACACCUUUCCUCGAUUGCUGCCGCUAAGCAAUCAUUUUACUGCUAUAAACAAAUCGUAUAAUAUUCAAUUGAAUGCUUUAAUGUAAGUUCCGUUGAGGUGUACCGAGCUCAGAAGUAC
Anopheles bellator is the source of this 3348-nucleotide messenger RNA. RefSeq names its product mucin-19 (gene Chro). The transcript is spliced from 6 exons. NCBI's taxonomy places the organism in Eukaryota, Metazoa, Arthropoda, Insecta, Diptera, Culicidae. The record is from RefSeq and is a predicted model, not a curated record. Gene Ontology annotation, biological process: negative regulation of transcription by RNA polymerase II; chromatin organization. Gene Ontology annotation, cellular component: pericentric heterochromatin. Gene Ontology annotation, molecular function: chromatin binding. Bases 103 to 2928 code for a protein of 941 amino acids.